This is a messenger RNA of Brassica rapa (field mustard), 1312 nucleotides long. RefSeq names its product tetraspanin-11. Lineage: Eukaryota; Viridiplantae; Streptophyta; Magnoliopsida; Brassicales; Brassicaceae. Gene Ontology annotation, biological process: auxin-activated signaling pathway. Gene Ontology annotation, cellular component: membrane. Gene Ontology annotation, molecular function: calcium ion binding. The record is from RefSeq and is a predicted model, not a curated record.
ACUAGAGAGAAAAACAAAAAAAAUCACAAAAAUCACAAAAAUGUUUCGAGUAAGCAACUUCGUUGUGGGUCUAGCCAACACGUUGGUGAUGUUAGUGGGCGCAUCAGCCAUUGGUUACUCCAUUUACAUGUUCGUUCAUCACGACGUGACCGAUUGUGAAUCAGCCAUUCGUGCACCACUCCUCACGACCGGGAUCAUCCUCUUCCUGGUGUCUUUAAUUGGAGUCAUAGGAUCUUGCUUCAAGGAGAAUGUCGCAAUGGUCUCCUACUUGAUCAUACUCUUCGCGGGCAUUGUCGCGUUAAUGAUUUUCUCGAUAUUUCUCUUCUUUGUGACAAACAAAGGAGCCGGUCAUGUGGUCUCUGGUCGAGUGUAUAGAGAGUACCAUACGGUGGACUUCUCGACUUGGCUUAACGGUUUUGUUGGUGGGAAGAGAUGGGUUGGUAUAAGGUCUUGUCUCGCUGAGGCUAGCGUUUGUGAUGAUUUGAGUGAUGGUCGUGUUAGUCAGAUCGCUGAUGCGUUUUAUCACAAGAACUUGUCUCCAAUCCAGUCGGGUUGUUGUAAGCCACCGUCGGAUUGCAACUUCCAGUUCAGAAACGCGACGUUCUGGAUGCCGCCGGCGAAAAAUGCAACGACCGUUGCGACGAACAACGGUGACUGCGGUGCGUGGAGUAACGUGCAAACGGAGUUAUGCUUUAACUGCAACGCAUGCAAAGCGGGUGUGUUAGCCAACAUAAGAGAGAAAUGGAGGCAUCUUCUGGUUUUCAACAUAUGUCUCCUCGUACUCCUCAUAACCGUCUGUUCAUGCGGUUGCCGUGCUCGUCGUAACAAUCUCGCGGCUACCGAAAGUGACUACAAGACAAUGGAGGAACAGCUAAGACAAUUAAAAGACAUAUUUGAUCGUUUCGACAUGGACGGAGAUGAGCUAACCAUCUUAGAACUCGCGGCACUUCUCCGGUCACUCGGUCUCAAACCAUCCGGCGACCAAAUCCACGUUUUGUUAGCAAGUAUGGACUCAAACGACAACGGUUUCGUGGAGUUUGAUGAGCUCGUAGGCGCUAUUCUUACCGACCUGAAUGAGGAGAUCUUCAACUCGGAACAGCUACUCGACAUUUUCAAAUCGUUUGAUAGAGAUGGUAAUGGAUUCAACAGUGCGACUUCCCUGCCCGGAGCAAUGGCCAAGAUGGGCCAACCAUUAGACCUAGCGUAGAUGAUUAAAAAAGCUGAUACAAACAGUGAUGGUGUCAUAAGCAUUUUUGCUUCCAUUAUGGCUAAAUCUGCUGUUGAUUAUUUCGUUUUAAAUAUUAAUUCAUGA